This is a messenger RNA of Diatraea saccharalis (sugarcane borer), 1399 nucleotides long. NCBI's taxonomy places the organism in Eukaryota, Metazoa, Arthropoda, Insecta, Lepidoptera, Crambidae. The record is from the annotation of a GenBank genome assembly.
UUUAGGAGCCGACUUUGAAAGCUACGUAUUGUUAAUCUGUGCUUUGAAACGAAGAAUCAUAAUUUUAAACUAAUUUCAAAAAAUAUUUUUUAUAUUAUUAGGAUAGUGAUUAAGUUCUCCUUGAUUCAAACUGUUUUAUGACUUUCCUUUAUAUAAAAAAACAAGUUAUCUGUUUUUUAAAUGAUGGAUCAGAAGUUUUAUGAUUAUAUUGACGCGAGUUGUACUCGGUUUUUUAGCUCUUUAGAUAUCCAAAUGUCUCGAAAUAUAGAGACAGCUGGAAUUCAAACCAGACAAUCGAACAGCAGUGGGAUAUGGUGCUGCGUGUUGUUGCCAAUAAUUUUGAAUGUAUAUUCAGUCCAAUAUGCAGUUUCAUCUCUAUACACAUUUGUGGCUGUAAUAUCUAUUGGAUUAUUUAUUUACUGUGUAUUGUUUAUAAUAUUUUUGUCAAUGUCAAGUUUGGUACUGCAACAAUCUGUUUAUGCCAGUUGCAUCGCUUCAGGGCUUAUUCCAGUUUUAUUGCUGUACACAAUCUUAGAUUAUGGUAAGGAUUUAAAAAACUACAUAUGUUCUUCAGAUAAUUUAUUAAUUAUCUUAUUUCAAUCUAUAAACAAUAAAAUAGAAUAUAAUUAUCAGCUACAUUUAAUAUAUGUUAUGUUUGUUUCAGACCUACCAUUUUGUUUAUUUUAUUCCUUUGCAUCAGUGUUCUCAUUCAGUUGGUUACUUCGUAUUUCACUAAACCAAUUCCAAAAAACAUUCACAGUAGGUGAGGCUAUGUUAAUACUACAAGCUGUAGUGAUUUUCAUUACUGCAGCAGUAGCAAAAGUUACCUCUAAUCUUGAUGAUGCAGAUAAAGAGAUGGACUUUAUUUAUACUAUUGUUUAUGCAUGGCUGUCCACUGUAGGAAUAUUUAUAACAGCUCUAUGUCUGCUAAAAGAUGAACAGAGAUCUCUAGAGAUACUGGGCUGCAUUGUUGGUUUCUGUGGAGUAUAUGGACUGCUUAUCUUACACAUCGUUUUAGGGCUUAAUUGUAUUUACAAUAUAUUUCAUUAUAUAUUUAUGGAAGGUAAUAGGGCCUUAAUACUCCUUUUGUGGGCAGUGUUGGUUGGUAUCUCUGUGGUAGUAUUGACUGCGCGUACGCAAUUGGCUGUGAAAGCUAGUACAGUAACACGGAAAGCAUUUCAUGUCUUGGCCUCUUUGGUGUUCAUGUCUGGCAUAUUGCUGGAUCCACAUCUGAUGAUUUUAGCGUCAGGAAUUGGUUUUGGAUUGCUAUUAUUUGUUGAGGUUUGUAUUAAUAAAAUAUACAAUAUAGUUUAUACAUUUUCAAGGGUUGAGCGCAUGAUAGAGGAUUUUAUUAGGUAAUUAAGUUUUUAUUACUUUGCUUUAAUUGAUGGGCUAGUUU